AUGAACGGAUCGCAAGGAAUCACAAAAUACAUCUCUGAUUCAAUUGCUAAUCUGAGCUCAUUAGUGCAGAUUUCAGAUCAUGGACCACAGUUACAGCAACACACACAUAGCGAGAAUGACGAUGUCAUGAGUUUUUCUGAAGAGGCAAUUCCUUCAAUUGCAAUCAGGUAUAGUAGUAGUACUGAAGAGCUACAUGGGCCCACAAGCACUAAUGAACGGUGUAAUUGCAAUGCAUAUGAAGAGAUUAACAGACUCAAGUCUAAUGAGCAACGACUGAGAACGUAUAUCCAGGCACUUCGAAGAGAUCUGAUAAACAAUGAGGAAAGCACAAGUGAACUAAAGAGAGAAGUACAGCAGUUAAGAAAUACACAUGAGCAGGAGAAAAUAAAUAUAAGACGGAUGCUAAAACAAGUAGAAUCUCUUGAAAAGGCGUUUGACGAGAGGUUGUAUGAGAUUGUAGAGGUUGUUGAGUAUUGCAAGUAUCUGCUAACCGAUGAAUAG
Messenger RNA from Ordospora colligata OC4, 501 nucleotides. RefSeq lists its product as uncharacterized. The coding region runs from base 1 to 501 and encodes 166 amino acids. The record is from RefSeq and is a predicted model, not a curated record. The transcript has a single exon. Lineage: Eukaryota; Fungi; Microsporidia; Ordosporidae.